Molecule: messenger RNA, 2678 nt
Organism: Choloepus didactylus (southern two-toed sloth)
Lineage: Eukaryota; Metazoa; Chordata; Mammalia; Pilosa; Megalonychidae
Gene: ACVR1B
Product: activin A receptor type 1B
Exons: 9
Coding region: 13-1530 (505 amino acids)
Biological process (GO): protein phosphorylation; nervous system development; activin receptor signaling pathway
Cellular component (GO): plasma membrane; activin receptor complex
Molecular function (GO): activin receptor activity, type I; ATP binding; activin binding
Source: RefSeq, a predicted model, not a curated record
GCGGUGGUUACUAUGGCGGAGUCGGCCGGAGCCUCCUCCUUUUUACCCCUUGUGGUCCUCCUGUUCGCGGGCAGCGGCGGGUCCGGGCCCCGGGGAAUCCAGGCUCUGCUGUGUGCUUGCACCAGCUGCCUACAGGCCAACUACACCUGUGAAACAGAUGGGGCCUGCAUGGUUUCCAUUUUCAACUUGGACGGGAUGGAGCACCAUGUGCGCACCUGCAUCCCCAAAGCAGAGCUGGUUCCCGCUGGGAAGCCCUUCUACUGCCUGAGCUCCGAGGACCUGCGUAACACCCACUGCUGUUACACUGACUUCUGCAACAAGAUCGACCUCAGGGUGCCCAGUGGUCACCUCAAGGAACCUGAGCACCCUUCCAUGUGGGGCCCCGUGGAGCUGGUAGGCAUCAUCGCCGGCCCGGUGUUCCUCCUGUUCCUUAUCAUCAUCAUCGUCUUCCUUGUCAUUAACUACCACCAGCGCGUCUACCACAACCGCCAGAGGCUGGACAUGGAAGACCCCUCGUGCGAAAUGUGUCUCUCCAAAGACAAGACGCUCCAGGAUCUCGUCUAUGAUCUCUCCACGUCAGGGUCCGGCUCAGGGCUACCCCUUUUCGUCCAGCGCACGGUGGCCCGAACCAUCGUUUUACAGGAGAUUAUUGGCAAGGGCCGGUUUGGGGAAGUAUGGCGCGGCCGCUGGAGGGGUGGUGAUGUGGCUGUGAAAAUUUUCUCUUCUCGUGAAGAACGUUCUUGGUUCCGGGAAGCAGAGAUUUAUCAGACAGUCAUGCUGCGCCAUGAAAACAUCCUUGGAUUUAUUGCCGCUGACAAUAAAGAUAAUGGCACCUGGACACAGCUGUGGCUUGUUUCUGAUUAUCAUGAGCAUGGCUCCCUGUUUGAUUACCUUAACCGGUACACAGUGACCAUCGAGGGGAUGAUUAAGCUGGCUCUGUCUGCUGCCAGUGGGCUGGCACACCUGCACAUGGAGAUCGUGGGGACACAAGGGAAACCUGGAAUUGCUCAUCGAGACUUGAAGUCAAAGAAUAUCCUGGUGAAGAAAAACGGCAUGUGUGCCAUCGCAGACCUUGGCCUGGCUGUCCGUCAUGAUGCAGUCACCGACACCAUUGACAUUGCCCCAAAUCAGAGGGUGGGAACCAAACGAUACAUGGCCCCUGAGGUACUUGAUGAAACCAUUAACAUGAAACACUUUGACUCCUUUAAAUGUGCUGAUAUCUACGCCCUCGGGCUUGUAUAUUGGGAGAUUGCUCGAAGAUGCAAUUCUGGAGGAGUCCAUGAAGAAUAUCAGCUGCCGUAUUAUGACCUGGUGCCCUCUGACCCUUCCAUUGAGGAAAUGCGAAAGGUCGUAUGUGACCAGAAGCUACGGCCCAACAUCCCCAACUGGUGGCAGAGUUAUGAGGCCUUACGGGUGAUGGGGAAGAUGAUGCGGGAGUGCUGGUAUGCCAAUGGCGCAGCCCGCCUGACCGCCCUGCGCAUUAAGAAGACCCUCUCACAGCUCAGCGUGCAGGAAGAUGUGAAGAUCUAACCUGCGCCCUCCCCCUACACGUAACCCUGGGCAGCGAGAACCACACACGGAGCUGCCAUGCUGAGCAUCAGACGGAGGCCUACCUCUUGUUUCUGCCCAGCCCUCUGUGGCCAGGACCCCUGGCCUGCAAGAGGGACAGAGCCCAGGAGACUCGCUCACUCCCGUGUUGGGUUUGAGACACAGACAACUUUUCUGUUUACCUCCUAAUGGCAUGGAGACUCUGAGAGCGAAUUGUGUGGAGAACUCAAUGCCAAAACUUGAACUGGUUGUAAUGGGAAGUCCUGCAAAACCCAGGAAUGGUGAAAGGGGCGGCCUAGGAGGGGCCAGAAGGAGCUGAGUUGCUGCCAGUGCUGAGCAGCACUACGGGUUUUCCUUCAGGGACCAACCUACAGCACACUGAGGUGGCCCAGAGGAGCCAGAAGUACAGCCCCUCUCACAGGCAGCUCUGACUCCAGGGCUCCCCUCGACUCCCUCGCACGGCCACCUGCAGGGAUUGCCAGUGGAGACGGAAUCUGCUGCCUGUUUGUCCAGCUGUCCGUGCAUGUGCCGAGGUGCGUUCCCUGUUGUGCCUGGUCCAUGCCACACCCUUCCCCGUGUGUGUGUGUACAUGUGUGUCUGUCGGUGUGCACUUACCUACUUGAGCUUUCUGUGCAUGUGCAGGUCGGGGUGUGGUCGUCAUGCCGUCUCUGCGUGCUGGUGCCUCUGUGUUCAGUGGUGAACAGUAUCUAGUUUCCCUGGUGCCCUUUCCUGGAGGUCUCCCCCUCCCCGCCCCCUUUCCCCAAAGGCCCCCAUGCCCUAGUGGUGCAUCCUUCCUAGAAGGCUGCCCUGCCCACCCGUGUGUCAACACAGCUCUCCUCCAUUUCAGACUGAGGAACUAAAGCUGGCCCAGUUAUCCAAGGCAGGAGAGACUUUGCGGUCAAAAUGUUAGGGAACCGGGUGGGAUGGGCAAGGAAAGAAUCUUGCUGGAAGUCUUGGGUGCUGUGGUCAGUGGCAGCCGUGGGAAAUGAGCCAGCCCAAGGGCAUCAUCCUCAAUAGCAAAAAGGAAGGGCCGAGGAAUUUGAAGUCCAGAUCUUGGGACUCAGAUUGGAAUAUCCCACCGGUCUUUCAGAUCCCAGAUUCUGGAAACAGCAGUGUACAUUCUGGGUGGU